This is a messenger RNA of Hydractinia symbiolongicarpus, 2377 nucleotides long. RefSeq names its product sorting nexin-16-like. The transcript is spliced from 6 exons. Gene Ontology annotation, molecular function: phosphatidylinositol binding. Lineage: Eukaryota; Metazoa; Cnidaria; Hydrozoa; Anthoathecata; Hydractiniidae. The record is from RefSeq and is a predicted model, not a curated record. Gene Ontology annotation, cellular component: late endosome; extrinsic component of endosome membrane; early endosome. Bases 103 to 837 code for a protein of 244 amino acids. Gene Ontology annotation, biological process: endosome to lysosome transport; early endosome to late endosome transport; protein targeting to lysosome.
UGAAAAAUUCUUUUAUUUUAGAUGCAAAUGUAACGACUGCUUCUGUUAAAAAAAAAAUAAUAAUUGACAAAGUAUGCAAAAAUCUGCACACAAUGUAAAGGAAUGGGAAAAAGAAAUUCAAAGAUAAAAUGGGAUUAUGAUUCUUCCACAGAAUGCUUGACUGAUCAAUCAAAAAACUACUACGAGGAAGUGUUUUCACCACAGUCCUCCACUGGUGUUUGUGCACCUAUUGUGGGGUAUGAAAUCCUAAAGAAAAGAAAAACGUACUCCGUUUACAAAUUGCAUGUAAUUGUUGGUGGAAACAGUUGGUUUGUUUACAGAACUUAUAAAGACUUUUUUCUACUACAUAGAAAGCUAUGCAAAGAGUUUCCAAGUUUUUGUGUCAAACUACCAAAGAAAAAGAAGUUUGGGAGUAAAUUUUCUAAAGAUUAUUUGCAAUGCAUGCGUAGGGAGUUGCAAAUUUAUUUCGAAGUUUUAAUGCAACAUGACAGCAUCAGCAACAGUGAUGUAAUAAAGGACUUUUUAAGACUACUCGAUCCACCUGGACCGUACGAAAGUAUAGACCAAAGUAGAACGUUCUGUGAAGAACUCCAACAGUCUGUGACAUGUUUGGGUGAUAAAAUAAAAGAACUAGAAAGGGAGUUGAAAAUGUCAAAUUACAAACUUACCGAGGCAAUAGUUCGACAGAAACAUUUAGAGAUGAAAUUAGCUGAAGAAAAAGAAAGAACUGCAAAGUUAGUGGUUGACAAAAAUGACCUCGAGAAACGAAUUGUGGUUUUUCCAGAAUUGACAGAAGUAAAGAAUUUUGAACGUAAUGAAGCUAGCAUAUACUCAUAGCCAUAUUUGACUCCUUCUGGUUCAUUUUCUCUAUUUUUUAGUUAUAUUUAUGACGUAAUUUUGAUAGACUAUACAAAACGUUAAGCUCAUAAAAUUGCUAUUCGCGAACGUUUGCAAUUUUGAAGUUCAGGAAAUUGAGUUCUCUCGAAUUCAAACCUUAAGGUUUUUCGCGAAUUCCCUUUUCUUUGCAAAAACAAACUUAUGAUAACUUAUUUUUAAUUUGAUUUAAUUUCAAGGAAUGUGGUACAAUUUAAAUGUAAAAAAUAUCUUAUUUUUUAUUCGCGGAUUCGCGAAAAUUAAUUCCCCCAUAUCUAUUCCCUUACGGUACUUUUCGAAUGUUUAAAUUUUGAAUGUUACGAGAUUACCAAUGGCUUUCUAAAAUUAACCAAUCAUUUUUCAUUGUCCACGGUAAAAUAUAUCCUACGACAGUGAUCUUCAACAAGGUGUACUUUUAAAUUAUCUUUUCAAUUUUAUGCGUCUGUUGUGCAAUAUUUGUCCUACCUUCUUAUUUGUACUUGAAUUUUUAUAAAUUUGUAGCUUAAUAUAUGUAAAUUUAUUUUGUUAAUAUUUUAAAUUAUUCGCAUACAUUAUCGGACAGUAGAUUUUAGUAAAUAAAUUAUACCAUUAUUUUCAAUUUAAUUUUUCUGAAAUAUUUUAUGUGUUUAUUUUGGAAUAUUUUUCACGUUAAAAAUUUUGGUAACGAAAUUAGACAGGUGUAGAUGUUUGGUAACACAACAUUUUGUUUGUGUUACCGCUACUAACGACUCUCUCUUUCUCGUAAACUUAUCGUUGUUACGAAAUGUCAGUGAAACCCAAGUACCUUAUUCUUUAGAUACUUAAUUAGGGUGGUCACACCUCCUAAAAUCUUCUAAAUAACCAAAAAAAGAAGGCACUCCUAAAAUCUCUUGAAAAACAUAAAAUUUGGAUCCAAUGAACAUUUUUUUAUCUUGCAACAGGACUGAUGAAUUAUUUUUAGACAAGUCGUAAGGCCGUGGAAAAAUCCACAGGAAUUCACCCGUCGGAUAAAUACCGGCAAAAAUUCACCCCGUCGCUAUAUAAUAUAUUGUUAAAAGUGCUACAAAAGAUAUAUCUCCAACAAUUAGCCUUAGGGUUCUUUGGGCUUAUCGCGUAAAUACGACCAACAAAUAUAUAACAAGCCGUUCGCCCGUCGGAAAAACCCACGGGAAUUUACCCGUCGGAAAAUCCACGGGAAUUCACCCGCCGGAAACCUGCGGACAUUACCCUUGUCGCUACUCGGCAACUGCAAUCUUUUGCUUACACACAGAAAUUAUUUAAUUAUUAUAAUUAGUUACUGCAAUUUAUAAUGAACAACCUCUCUGGCAUUUAAAAAGGUUGGCUAAACCUUUUUAAAUAUUGAAUGGUUUUUAUACGGUGUUUUCUUGUAAAUUUAACCAAAAAAUUAAGUUCUAAAGUUAUGAAGUUCACUUUUUUUGAAAUAUUAAGUUUUGAUAUUUUUUGUACAUAGCUGUUGUUUCAAGUUUUUAUAUUUUUUCUUGUAAUAGACGUCCAAUUUAUUGUA